GAGCAUGAUCGCCACGGAAGCAAAGAAAUAUAAAAAAUUGUGACCAAGACCCAAAGGACAAAUACUGUUAAUUCCCUUCCACAGCAUCUAUUCCAGACCAAGAGAUACAAUGGAAAAAGAUUUUUGAACCAUCCCCUCUGUGUGGGCUAAAAUUCAGAGUAACAUGAACUGGCAGCUGGUGAUUCCUGGCUUCAUCAUCUUGACCAUUAAACUCGUCGGAAUGUCCCUGUUCAUUGUAUAUUUUUCACAGAUCUUCUCCACUGAUGACUCAACAGAGAACUCUUGGUCUUCAACCAGCAGUGGAAGAACAGACUGCCCGAUACGGUGGACUUUUCAAACGGGAAAAUGCUACUUCUUUUCUGUUCAGGAAAAGACUUGGAAUGCCAGUCAAAGAGCAUGUUCUGAAGCAAACUCUAGUUUAGUGAUCAUCAACAGCAAAGAGGAACUGGAGUUUCUCCAUAGUAACACAAAAGCUGAAGAUUACUUCAUUGGAUUGUCAGUCAGAGGAGCUGAAGGUAGAUGGAAAUGGAUUGACAACACAGAGCUUAACACAGACAUAUUUAUGAUACCUUUGAAUAGUGACACCCCUACUUGUGUUGUAAUCGGAUUAACUGUUGUAGGUACUAUAUCUUGUUCUGUACCAAACCGCUGGAUCUGUGAAAAGAAAGCAUAACAGCUCCCUUGGACAGAGGAAGACUCUGGGGCUAACUGGAACUUGGGUGGCACUGUUUAGUGGUUAGAGCAAGCCAUUCGGAGUCAGGAGACAGGUUUUCUUCUAUACUGUAUCGGCUGAAAGGCCUUGGCAUAGUUACUUUGGCUUUUUGUGCCUCAGUUUUCCCAUCUGUAGAAAAAGAAUAAUAGUAUCCACUUUUGUAAAGUAUACCCUUGAGCUCCUCAGAUGACAUGCAGUAUGGUGGUGCCAUGUACUGAUGUUAAUACCCAUAUAAUGCUGUAUUCACACAAACUUAAAUAAAUCACUCCCAUAUAAAAUUGCAUAGAGGCUAAUUCUCUCUCUUACACACACAUGCAGUCGGGACUAACUUACCACUGACAGAAGCAGGUGCAAUUCUAUUGACUUCAUAAUAAAAUGCAGAGAAUCCUUGAAUUAAAAUAAGCAUGACAGAUAAAAAGUGGAGGCUGAAGAAAACAAAAGUGGUGUUGGAAAUGACAAUGGUUAAAAACACUGUUAUGUAGGAAGGUUUGGGGGCAGAGCAAGACCUAUGCACCUGGAAGACCCUGUUCAGACCAAGGAGAUUAGAAUCCUUGGAACUGUUGAGAACAACAUAAUUUUUCUGGAGGCCCUUGUUAAAAGCAAUAUAGCAGCUCAGCUAUAUUUAGCACUUUGGUAGAGCUUUAUGGGCCUGAUUCUCUGCUCACUUUCACAGGAAUAACUUCAUUAAUGUCUAUGGAGUUACACCAGUUCAAAAUCAACCUGGCACCAGGAGUAAAAUCUUGACCCCACUGGAAUCAAUAGCAAAACUCUCACUGACUUCAAUAGGGUGAGGAUUUCACUCCUAAUCGUGUGAGAAACGCACAAAUAUUAGCUAAUUAAAGAGAACACAGUUUUCUGUAGGUUGAACACUGUUGUUACUGACCACCACAAUGAAACACAUGGAAGGUACACCACAAAGGGAAGUACAAUGCUUGACACACUUCCUGUGAUGUAUAAAACGGAAGAUUUUAAAUAGCAGCAGCUGUGGUGAGACGCUAAGAUCAUAUUAUAGAUGGCACGAAUUGUUAAUGUUUCUGGACUUAAGCCUUGUGAUGCAACAGGGAAGUCAAAAAAUUGUAAAAAAAAAA
Molecule: messenger RNA, 1800 nt
Organism: Chelonoidis abingdonii (Abingdon island giant tortoise)
Lineage: Eukaryota; Metazoa; Chordata; Testudines; Testudinidae
Product: C-type lectin domain family 5 member A-like
Source: RefSeq, a predicted model, not a curated record